Molecule: messenger RNA, 1002 nt
Organism: Pomacea canaliculata
Lineage: Eukaryota; Metazoa; Mollusca; Gastropoda; Architaenioglossa; Ampullariidae
Exons: 5
Coding region: 287-715 (142 amino acids)
Source: RefSeq, a predicted model, not a curated record
ACGAGAUGUAAAGUCCCUGCCAGCGUAGUAAUCCUUCAUUUCUUCAGGAGUGCUAAAGCUUCUCAGUUCACUGCAAAGAAAACGUGCGCAUCUGACAACGGGACUACCAGGACUUCAUCCAAUGAAACAGUCACGUAUCAUCUUACCAUCAUUUACUAAAAUUGUAAAGAUUGGAUUGGAUGAUAUUUUCAGUUCCAGGAUGCAAAUGAGUUUAUUUCACACUAACUGGCGACAUAUUGGGAAAAGAUUUUUAUAAGAAACGUGAUUGGUGGACUGGAGAACGACGAUGACAGGUCAUUAUGUUUAUAAGGUGCUUGAUGAGGGAGGACGCCAUUUUGACCUGGGUGCUAGAGGUACACACAACUACUUCAAGCUCAACUCUGAAUUUGUUUCAGUGGGAAAAGAUCCUCUCUUGACAAUGGGUGGAAAUUCAUCCAGUAAUCAGCGUGAACCUGUUAAGGCUGGAGUGAGAGAUGGGCGAAUUGUCCAGCUGACAAGGUCCUUCACACCUUUUCCUAGUUGGAGCAAUGGCAGCUGGAAAGGAGGUAGUUACCAAAUUGUUGGAGCUGGUGUUGUGAUGUACCAGUCCAGAGAUGUUCCAGGACCAAUCAGAAGCCAGCUUGGAUCGGGUAGCGUAAGUUUUGAAGGUAAUCAUGCCACGAUCACAUUCAACCGAAAUGAUGGAAAUCUUGUCCAGUACUUUCAGGGUUUCUGAGCAUCAUAUCUGGGAUGAUACAAAACACAUUCAGAACUUGGGAUGCGAUCUGUGCUUUUCUUUAUUAUCAUAAAAAUUAAGAGAUGUGGAUACUAACAACCGUUUUGAAUGUCACACCUAUUUUAGUUUUCAAUGUUACAUUAUGGAAAAUAAUAACUGAGUAGAACUCAUUCAGCAAACAAUCAUGCAUAAUUCUUUUAGUUCUUUUGCUCUGUCGCUUUACUCCAAGUAGACUGCUUUGAAAAUUCGGCUUCAGGAAAAUGUAAAACCCGUUGUGUGAUAAAAUA